GCGCUGAUGAGUCGCCCCGCCUUAUUUCCGGUCACGCGAGACCUACCGGGAACAGGAACAUGGCGCAAGUUUAUCUCCCGAAGUAAGCCGAAGAAUUAAAAAACAACAACAAAGAAGGAGUCUUCGGGCUUCAGGUUUGAGCUACAAAUCUAUUAAGGUCUCAGGCCCACUAUUGUUCCAUGGCCAACCUUCCCAAACCCGGCCCUGGAAAUGGCCACCCCAUGAAGGCUCAACUGCAGAUCACUGUGAUAUCAGCCAAGCUGAAGGAGAGCAAGAAGAACUGGUUGAGCUCCAGCGUGUACGUGGAGGUGGCUGCAGACGGCCAGUCCAAGAAGACGGAGAAGUGCAGCAACACGCAGAGCCCCAAGUGGAAGCAUCCUCUCUCUGUGACCGUGUCACCCACCAGCGAGCUGAAUUUCUAUGUGUGGAGCCACCAGAAGCUGAAGUCCGACCUGCUCUUGGGCACGGCCACGCUCGACAUUAGCGAGACGCUCAAGAGCAACGACAUGAAGCUGUGUGAUGUGACACAGACGUUGACGGUGUGCGCAGACAAGGAACAGACUGACAUUGGAGAGCUGUUUGUGUGUCUGAACGGCAUGCAGGUCGACCCAUCAGUGUUCGCCUCCACUGAGGCUGAUAACAACACCACAACAAACGAAGAGUCACAGGAUAAAGAGGACUUCAGCAUAAGGAGGAGCAGAGAGGGUUCUCCAAGCGUGAUGGACAUUCCUAACGGACGUGCUGUCAAUGGAACCGGUUCUCCCUCCUUAUCAAAACGGGUUUCACAACCGCAGAGGCCACCCAGACCCUCUCGGCCACCGCCGCCCACCCCCCAUCGACCGCUGUCUUCUCCAGCAUGCCCUUCCAUCUCUUCAGUCACAGACAGCAGCAGCUCGACUCAGCCAGAGACGCCGGUGCAGAUCCCUAACACCACCCCUGACCCUGCCCCUGUUGUCUCUAUUCCCCCUAUGCCCAACCGGAUUCCCAUCACCAACACCGGGCCUCUGCCACAAGGGUGGGAGCAGCGUUUGGACCAGAGUGGCCGUGUGUACUACGUGGACCACGUGGAGAAGAGGACGUCAUGGGAGAGACCUGAGCCUCUGCCUCCUGGCUGGGAGCGGCGCAUGGACCAGUCGGGACGUGUGUACUUUGUGGAUCACGUGAACCGGACCACGACAUGGCAGCGUCCCACUGUGGAGACGGUGCGUAACUACGAGCAGUGGCAGCACCAGCAGAGCCAGUUAGUGGGGGCCAUGGAACACUUCAACCAGCGCUUCAUCUACAGCGGUCAGGAUCAAACUGCAGCCGGUCAGAAUAAAGAGUACGACCCACUCGGCCCACUGCCACAAGGAUGGGAGAAGAGAACGGACGCUAACGGCCGAGUAUAUUUCGUGCACCACCUGACUCGCACAACACAGUGGGAGGAUCCUCGCACUCAGGGGCUGCUGAAUGAGAAGCCGCUGCCCGAGGGCUGGGAGAUGAGGUUCACUGUGGAAGGAGUUCCAUACUUUGUGGAUCACAACAGAAGAACCACCACCUACACUGACCCACGAACAGGAAAAUCAUCACAUAUAAACGGUCCUCAGAUCAGAUAUGUGCGUGACUUCAAAGCCAAAGUCCAGUACUUUAGAUUCUGGUGUCAGCAAUUAGCGCUGCCACAACACACCAAGAUCACAGUAACCCGUAAAUCUCUGUUCGAAGACUCCUUCCAGCAGAUAAUGAGCAUUAAUCCUCCAGACCUUCGCCGAAGACUGUGGAUCAUCUUCCCUGGGGAGGAAGGACUCGACUAUGGUGGUGUAGCAAGGGAGUGGUUCUUCUUGGUGUCCCACGAGGUGCUGAAUCCCAUGUACUGCCUGUUCGAAUACGCUGGCAAAGAUAACUACUGCCUGCAGAUCAACCCAGCUUCAUCCAUCAACCCAGACCACCUCAAAUACUUCCGCUUCAUCGGACGCUUCAUCGCCAUGGCUUUGUUUCACGGGAAGUUCAUUGACACAGGCUUCUCAUUGCCUUUCUACAAACGCAUUCUUAACAAACCGCUGAACCUGAACGACCUCGAGUCCAUCGACCCAGAGUUCUACAACUCGCUCAUCUGGAUCAAGGAAAACAACAUAGAGGAGUGUGGGCUGGAGAUGUUCUUUUCAGUGGAUAAGGAGAUUCUCGGGGAGAUCACAACACACGAUCUGAAACCGGAUGGAGGCAACAUUCAGGUCACAGAGGAAAACAAGGAGGAGUAUAUCAGGCUGGUAGCUGAGUGGAGGUUGUCCCGAGGCGUCGAAGAACAGACACAAGCUUUCCUCGAGGGCUUUAACGAGGUCCUGCCUCAGCAAUACUUGCAAUAUUUUGAUGCCAAAGAGCUAGAGGUGGUGUUGUGUGGGAUGCAGGAAAUCGAUCUGGCAGACUGGCAGAGAAACACUAUCUAUAAACACUACACACGCACCAGCAAGCAGAUUGUGUGGUUCUGGCAGUUGGUUAAGGAGAUGGACAAUGAGAAGCGAAUGCGUCUGCUGCAGUUCGUCACCGGUACCUGCCGCCUGCCCUUGGGCGGGUUUAAUGACCUCAUGGGGAGUAACGGCCCACAGAAGUUCUGCAUUGAGAAAACAGGGAAGGAGAACUGGCUGCCCCGGAGUCACACAUGCUUCAACCGCCUGGAUCUGCCCCCGUAUAAAAGCUACGAGCAGCUAAAAGAGAAAUUGUUGUUUGCCAUAGAGGAGACAGAGGGCUUUGGGCAGGAGUGAUGCGCGCACACACACACACACACACACACACACACACACACACACGCACGCACGCAC
This is a messenger RNA of Hemibagrus wyckioides, 2792 nucleotides long. It is a transcript of the gene itchb, whose product is annotated as itchy E3 ubiquitin protein ligase b. Lineage: Eukaryota; Metazoa; Chordata; Actinopteri; Siluriformes; Bagridae. The record is from RefSeq and is a predicted model, not a curated record. Gene Ontology annotation, biological process: protein K63-linked ubiquitination; protein K48-linked ubiquitination; ubiquitin-dependent protein catabolic process. Gene Ontology annotation, molecular function: protein binding; ubiquitin protein ligase activity. Bases 180 to 2735 code for a protein of 851 amino acids. The transcript is spliced from 24 exons.